This is a messenger RNA of Erinaceus europaeus (western European hedgehog), 5689 nucleotides long. RefSeq names its product sarcolemma associated protein (gene SLMAP). Gene Ontology annotation, biological process: single fertilization; regulation of membrane depolarization during cardiac muscle cell action potential; acrosome assembly. The coding region runs from base 1198 to 3822 and encodes 874 amino acids. Gene Ontology annotation, molecular function: protein binding. Gene Ontology annotation, cellular component: acrosomal membrane. The transcript is spliced from 26 exons. The record is from RefSeq and is a predicted model, not a curated record. Lineage: Eukaryota; Metazoa; Chordata; Mammalia; Eulipotyphla; Erinaceidae.
CGUCGACCACGUGACGCGCCGGCCUACGGCGCGGGAGAGGAGUAGGAGGGCCCUUGAAGGGUGCGCGUUCCCGUGGUGGUGCACCGGGUAGGUUUCAGUCAGAGUCACUAUGGCGGCCGGCGCUGGCAAGGUCGGAAAGUUUCCUGCGUCGUCGGGCACAGCCUGAGCGUGUCCCGUGGGCCGCGAGUUGAGGAGGCUGCGGCGAAGCCAGCCCAGGGCCUCCAGGCCUCUCUCCUCACCUCCCGGCCGGCCUCCCUCCCCCCCUUCUCGCCCGCCGGGAGCUGCGGCUGCUGUCCCUGAGAUGCGACCCUCGCGGGGGCGACCCUGAGCGCCGGCGGCCGCGGUGCUGAGCAGCGGCAUCAGCAGCCGGGAGCCCAAGCGUCCGGGGACUAACUUCCCGAGGCCAGAGCCCCGGCCACCGCAGCCUUCCGGGGGUCGCCCGCGCUCUGUCCUCACCGGCCCGCGGAGCCAAUUCCCCGCCCUGGUCGCGGGGACGCCGGUCAGGUGCCCGGGAGUCGGGGCCGGACCGCCGCCCGCGCCCCCGCAGCUCCCCAGCCGCUCCGCCUCGCGCCUGGCCGGGGACCCCGCACCCGCUCCGGGGCGGCUUCCGCGCUGCAGGGGCCAUGCAGACUGUCCUGCUGUCUGUCUAGACCCUCCGGCCUCCCGCUUCGUCUUUCGGCGCUGCAGCCGCGAGGCCCCGGCGGUGUCUGCCCGGAGGAGCCCGGCUCCCUCUUGCCCCGGCCGCGCGGAACCGACCCUUCCUUCAUGCUGCAGUGCCGCAACGUUUCCGCCACCGAGGGGGCCCAGCGGCCGCGAUCCCAAACAAAACGGGAGCAUCGGAGCGUGACUCAUCUGCUUGGAUACCUUCAGUCCCCAAACUGUCUUCCAGGAGUUUUCUUGGCCGUCGCUGUCCUAUGUGUGAGCCUUUCACCUCCAGGGAAGAUGGACUGAAAGCUGCGGGUCGGGGGCUUGGCGCUGCUGCGUUGUGCAGGAGGUGAUGGGGCUUGCUUUGGCUCGGCUUCCUACCCAAGAGAAGAGUUGUUGAUGUUCGCUGGUUAUGCAUAGACCAUGCGCAGCCUGUUGUAAUUUACAAAUUCUGGGGGGGUAGGGGGUGUAUGUAGGCUUGCGAAGGGCCUUCCUGAUCUGGUGGAACUCCUCUUUGUCUCUGGUCGGAGAGACACCCCCAGCCUGUCCUCGAUGCCGUCAGCCUUGGCCAUCUUCACUUGCCGCCCGAACUCGCACCCGUUUCAGGAGCGACAUGUCUACCUGGACGAGCCCAUCAAAAUCGGCCGCUCGGUGGCUCGCUGCCGACCAGCGCAGAAUAACGCCACCUUUGACUGCAAAGUGCUGUCCAGGAACCAUGCUCUCGUAUGGUUUGAUCACAAGACGGGCAAGUUUUAUCUCCAAGACACUAAAAGUAGUAAUGGUACCUUUAUAAAUAGCCAGAGAUUGAGUCGGGGCUCUGAAGAAAGUCCACCAUGUGAAAUUCUUUCUGGUGACAUUAUCCAGUUUGGGGUAGACGUGACGGAGAACACACGGAAAGGUACGGUUACCCAUGGGUGUAUUGUUUCCACAAUAAAACUUUUUCUACCAGAUGGUAUGGAAGCCCGACUUCGUUCAGAUGUCAUUCAUGCGCCAUUACCAAGUCCUGUUGACAAAGUUGCUGCUAACACUCCAAGUAUGUACUCUCAGGAACUCUUUCAGCUCUCUCAGUAUCUACAGGAGGCCUUACACCGGGAACAGAUGUUGGAACAGAAAUUAGCCACACUUCAGCGACUACUGGCCAUCACCCAAGAGGCUUCAGAUACCAGCUGGCAGGCUUUAAUAGAUGAAGAUAGACUCUUAUCACGGUUAGAAGUUAUGGGAAACCAAUUGCAAGCAUGUUCCAAAAACCAAACAGAAGAUAGUUUACGGAAGGAACUGAUAGCAUUACAGGAGGAUAAACACAACUAUGAGACAACAGCCAAAGAGUCUCUGAGACGGGUUCUUCAGGAGAAAAUUGAAGUGGUUAGAAAACUUUCCGAAGUUGAGCGAAGUCUGAGUAAUACUGAAGAUGAAUGUACCCACCUGAGAGAAAUGAAUGAACGGACUCAGGAAGAAUUAAGGGAAUUAGCCAACAAAUAUAAUGGAGCAGUUAAUGAGAUUAAAGAUUUAUCUGAUAAAUUAAAGGUAGCAGAAGGAAAACAAGAAGAAAUACAACAGAAGGGACAGGCUGAAAAAAAGGAAUUACAACAUAAAAUAGAUGAAAUGGAAGAAAAAGAACAGGAACUCCAAGCAAAAAUUGAAGCUUUGCAAGCUGAUAAUGACUUCACCAAUGAAAGGCUAACUGCUUUACAAGUACGGUUAGAACAUCUUCAGGAGAAAACUCUUAAAGAUUGCAGCAGCUUAGGGAUACAAGUUGAUGACUUCUUACCUAAAAUAAAUGGGAGCACAGAAAAAGAACACUUGCUUUCAAAGAGUGUUGGGAACUGCACUUUUAUUCAUCAAUUCAAAGAAUGCCAGAAGAAGCUGAUUGUCGAGGGGCAUCUAACCAAAGUGGUAGAAGAGACAAAGCUUUCAAAAGAAAACCAGGCAAAAGCAAAGGAAUCUGAGUUAUCAGAUACUUUGAGUCCAAGCAAGGAAAAAAGUAGUGACGACACUACAGACGCCCAAAUGGAUGAGCAAGACCUAAAUGAACCACUUGCUAAAGUGUCUCUAUUGAAAGAUGACUUGCAGGGUGUACAGUCAGAAAUUGAAUCAAAACAAGAAAUUCAGCAUCUUCGCAAGGAAUUGAUUGAAGCCCAGGAGCUAGCUAGAACAAGUAAACAAAAAUGCUUUGAACUUCAAGCUCUUUUGGAAGAAGAAAGAAAGGCCUAUCGAAAUCAAGUAGAGGAAUCCACUAAACAAAUACAAGUUCUUCAAGCCCAACUGCAGAGGUUACACUUGGAUACUGAGAAUCUCCGGGAGCAGAAGGACAGUGAAAUCACAAGCACUCGAAUUGAAUUACUUAGUGCCCGAGAUGAGAUUUUGCUUCUUCAUCAAGCAGCAGAAAAGGUUGCCUCUGAACGGGACACUGACAUUGCCUCUUUACAAGAAGAACUUAAGAAGGUGCGAGCUGAGCUUGAUCGGUGGCGGAAAGCAGCAUCUGAAUAUGAGAAAGAGAUCACGAGUUUGCAAAAUAGUUUUCAGCAGAGAUGUCAGCAGUGCGAGGACCAGCAGAAAGAGGAAGCGACAAGGCUACAGAGUGAACUAGAGCAACUGAGAAAGGAAUGGAAUGUGUUGGAAACUGAAUGCCAUUCUCUAAAAAAGGAAAAUGUUUUGCUAUCAUCAGAACUUCAGCGACAAGAAAAAGAAUUGCACAAUUCUCAGCAGCAGAGUUUAGAGCUUACCAGUGAUCUCAGCAUCCUUCAGAUAUCCAGGAAAGAGCUUGAGAAUCAAGUGGGAUCCUUAAAAGAACAGCAUCUUCGGGAUUCAGCUGAUUUAAAAACUCUUCUCUGUAAGGCUGAAAACCAAGCAAAGGAUGUACAAAAAGAGAGAUGGCAUAGGAGGACAGCAGAGGCCGAGGCAAAGGCACAGCCAGCAGCAGAACAGUCUCUGCUCUUUGACUGGGAGUCCAACUUGCAUUAUGAAAAGACACAGACUGUACUCUCAGAACUGAAGUUGAAGUUUGAAAUGACUGAGCAGGAAAAGCAGUCUAUCACAGAUGAGCUCAAACAAUGUAAAGACAACUUGAAGCUGCUUCGAGACAAAGGAAAUAAUCCUUCCAUAUUACAGCCUGUCCCAGCCGUAUUCAUCGGCCUAUUCCUGGCUUUCCUGUUUUGGUGUUUCGGUCCAUUGUGGUAGAGAAAGAAACCCUGGCCCUGGAUGCCCAUGUUGGCUGCCCUGGUGGCGGUGACAGCCAUUGUACUGUACGUGCCAGGCCUUGCCAGAGCUUCUCCAUGAGAACGUUUCUUGAGUCUGUACACCGUCCUCCCUCUAGAAGCUGGCACCACAUUCAUGCUGGGGACAAACAACCAUUUUCUUCCUUUUUACCUCUUAAAACAGCAGAAGUACAAGAACACAGCUAUAGGGUCAUUGCUUUAAAUUAUAUAAGAUGUUUCUGUCUAUAAAGAGGCUAUAAAUUGUGACUUUAUUCUACUGUAAGCAAUAACUUGCUUGCAAUUUUUCAUGUAAUUUUUAAAUUAGUGUGUUGAGAUUCUGAACAUUAUGGUGGCCUAAAGUAGGCUUCUUGGUACACCAAAUUAUUUAUAACAUUAAAUUUAUGGGUAUAUUACUCUGAAUUAUAGUGGCCAGAUCAUUCAUUUUUCUGAUUUGAUAACUACCCAAACCAGUCAAGCAAUUCAUACAUGGGAAGAGAGGCCCUGUGUGCUCAGUGCCUAUCAGUUUGAAAUAUAUACGCAUAUAUAUAUAUUUUUUACAUAUUUACGCCAUUUUUACUUGUUAUAAAACCACUGAGCUAUUGGGAACAAGACUUAGAGAUAACUUUGUGUGGAUUUUUUUUUUUUUUUUUAAGAAAUACACUUGGAAACUAUUCUGUUCUGGUGAUAAUUUGGGGGAAUAUGUGCACGCUUGUUCAGCCUUAAUGUGACUCGACGAUGUGGAAGACAUCAACUUUGAAAAACUUUCCAUGAGAGUGUGUAUUUUCUUGAGCAAACUGAAGUAUUUCUGGGAGCAAAAGCAUAGUAAUUACACAAUUUCAGUGUAGUAAACCAAACUGUUGAGUCAAUUAGAAUGUAAUUUAUUAAAACUCAUGUAUUUAAAGAGAUAUUUUCUUUUAAGCCAGGUUACUUUCUCAUACACAACAUUUUAGAAAGCAUGAUUUUUUUCUAUCAUCUCUUCCUCCAAGCAUGUUUAAUUGAAGAAAGAAUUAUCUCUUUAGAUAAGCUUUUACUGACUUAAUUUGGUUAUGAUACUUCAAAGCUAAUUAUUGUUGGAAGUGAACUGUUGUUACCUACCAACAGAUUUACUGGUUGGGUAUGCAAAUGGUUAUUUUCUUUUUAUUAUUGUUAACUGGGAAAUUCUGUUAAUGAGCACUGUUCCCAAGAAUAAUAGUGUUCCAUGCACAAUGAAGCACCUGAACACUGUUUGAUGUUAAAAAUUUACAACACAGAAGUGAGAGAUUAGUAUGGUUUUGUGCAGCACCACAGGUAUGUCAAUAAAGUUUAUUUAUGUCAAUAUUCUAAAGUAUCAAAUGGUUAAAAAUUUUCAGUCAGUGAAGAGUAGGAGGGAAUGUCAGUAAAUUGGUUUGAAUUUUCUGUGGCAAUCCACAGGUCUAGCCAAAUGUUGAAAUAGAAAUUUAGGAUAUAAUUUGCCUUGUGAUGUUUGGCAGUCAUUGUUUAUACAUUGAAAGUUAUAUUUUAAGAUAUUUGGGAUUUGUUAUUGGGAGGAUUACUAGAUUUAUGGAGGAAUUAGUCACAAAUGAAUUGUAGAAAAUGCUGUCAUAUAUAGUUCAUUUCAUCAUUUUCUGUUGCAGGAAGCCACUCCACCACAGAAUGCUAAUAUGCCAGUGGUACCCAGUACCUCUUGUAUAUAGGUUAUUGCAAAUAUUGUUCUGAAAUGCUUAACUUCAGAAUUACAUUUUUUAAAGUAAAUAAUUGUUUUAAAUCUAUUUUGUAAAGAUAUAAAGUACAAUAGAAUUUCUGGAGUACAGAUUAAACUAUUUGCACUAACACACGUGAUGUGCAUGAUUUAAUAAAAUAACUUUACUCUC